Molecule: messenger RNA, 2063 nt
Organism: Siniperca chuatsi (mandarin fish)
Lineage: Eukaryota; Metazoa; Chordata; Actinopteri; Centrarchiformes; Sinipercidae
Gene: mrm1
Product: mitochondrial rRNA methyltransferase 1 homolog (S. cerevisiae)
Exons: 1
Coding region: 210-1400 (396 amino acids)
Biological process (GO): rRNA methylation
Cellular component (GO): mitochondrion
Molecular function (GO): RNA binding; RNA methyltransferase activity
Source: RefSeq, a predicted model, not a curated record
UAAUCUCGCGUGAUUUACGCAGCUGGAUUGCACGUGUGCAUAUUUCAUGUGAAGGCCACAAACAUAUCAGCUACGGAGGGAGACAGAAGGUGUUGAUGGUUGAACAAAGCAGAUACUCAAGUGAAAUCUGCGGACACGACACCUUUGGAUUAACUGACGUCACAGGCAGGUGAACCACCUUGCUCUGGGGCUGCUACCGUUUCAGCAGAAUGUGGGUAUUCAGUAUUGCACAUCAGCACAAGUUGCUGCUUGUUUUGUCUAGAAGAGCGCACAAGUCUGCAUCCGUCUCAAGAGUGGGCUCUCAGUUUGCUUCCUACCGUGUCACAGCUUCUCUCCUGUGGCCGCAGGACAGCAGCAUCAACCCUGUGGCGAAGAGGCGACGCAGAGUGUCACACACCUCCGGCGUCCAGCACAAGCCUGCUGUAUCUGAUGGAUGGCAGGAUGGUGAGAGGUCAGUUCAGAGUAAAGCGUGGAAAAAUGAGAUCCCGGGUCAGAAGCCAAAUCAGAGGAGGGGAGACGACAGCAGGGUGUCACCUGAGCUCAGGAGACUGUGUCUGGAGGAUUUCCCUGCAGAGAGGGAGAGGCCGGCUGGACAGAGGUCAACGCUGGACUCCAAAGCGGAGAGCUAUGAGAUCGUUUUUGGCAUCGCCCCCUGUCUCUUGGCUCUCACCCAGGGUAGAAGGAAGGCCCGUAAACUGUUUGUAAAAGAUGGCGAGGCCUCUCACAGGGCUUCUGUGUUGAAGGUGUGCGAGGAGGCUCAUCUGCGAGGAGUACAAGUCCAUCGGGUCAGUAAGAAAGAUCUGGACAAGAUGUCUUCUGGGCGAGUACAUCAAGGAGUUUGCCUGCAAGCCAGUCCUCUGAGCUAUCUCACCGAGGGCUCUGCACCGGAAAGAAAAGACAACAACACCCCUCUCUGGCUCGUCCUGGAGGGAAUUCAGGACCCGAUGAAUCUCGGCGCCAUCCUGCGCUCUGCUUAUUUUCUGGGCGUGGACAGAGUCGCCAGCAGUCUCCACUACAGCUGUCCAUUGUCUCCAGUGGUCAGCAAGGCCAGCUCAGGCGUCAUGGAGGUGAUUGGGGUGUAUGGGUAUGAAAACCUUGAGGAUAUGCUCAAGUUAAAGGUGGCACAGGGCUGGCAGGUGGUUGGCACAGUGGGAGCUGAAGCAGAGGAGUCCCAGACUCCGGUCACCCAGUGUUCAGACUUUCAGAUGACUAAACCCACGUUGUUGUUGAUGGGGGGUGAGGGGGAAGGACUGUCCCGGGAGCUGCUCUCUCUGUGCCAAGCCCUUCUCACCGUCCCGCCCGGCAGAGAGUUGUUCCCCGGUAUCGAGUCUCUCAACGUCUCCGUAGCUGCGGGCGUUCUGCUGCACUCUCUGCUGUCCUCCAGGAGGUCGGCCAGAUGAUGACAACCCUAAAUAUCUGCCUGCGCUCGAAACCAAAGAUGCAAGGGAGCUGAGAAUGAACCAUUUAUGGACAACAGAACCACAUGUUGAUGAAAUUGAACAUUUCACUGCAAGUGGCUUUAAAGGAUAAGGCUGGUGAUAUUCUAUAUUUUAUUCUAAAUUAACAAUGAUUGUAUCUGCUAACAGGUAUUGUGUGUGUUUCCAAAGCCUGAUUAUCUUAUUCUUCUGUGUCAUGGAGCUCCAUUGUUGGGUGACACGUUCCUUCAUCACCACGAACACACACACUGUAGUUUAUUCUGACUCAGUCCCACACACACCGUCCUGCUGCCCCGAACACUCACUACAGCACCACAUGUGGAUUAAUCCGCCGCUGAAAAUAGUCCCCAACAAAUGCACCAUUUCCUCCUGUUAGAGUAACGUUUGCUAAAAACUACAGCGUCCAGUUGUUUUAAUAAAAAAUUAAAAAUUAAACUACAUAUGUGUGAGUUUACAUCUUCAGUAGGGACCAAUGUGUUUCCUUUAAAAUGCUUCUCUGUUGGUCACUUGAAAUAGCUAAUAUUAAUGAUGUAUUUUGCUGCUCUGGCUGUGUGGCUAUUGAAGUGAAGUUAAUAAGCAGUAGGAUUUGUUUGUUUUUAAUAAAAUAAUACUUUAUUGACUCUUGUA